ACGGUUCUGCUCCAGAGCUCCUUGCUCAGUUGCUUAGACUCUGGUCUUUUUCAUCUGUGGCUGAGGGCGUAAGGACAAUUAACCGGAUGCAAAGGAUGAGUUAGAGGUUGGGUCUGCUGACAAGAUGAACCGGGAGCUGGAGUAUAUGUUUGUUCAAUCUGCUCGGGUUUGGAUCCCUGAUGCAGAGGAGGUGUGGAAGUCUGCCGAGCUCACCAAGGACUACAAAAAUGGCGACGCCUCGCUGCAGCUCAUGCUGGAGGACGGAACGAGCAUUGAUCAUAAGCUGGACCCCAAAAUGAAGAACCUGCCUUACCUGCGGAACCCAGACAUCCUGGUGGGCGAGAAUGACCUCACUGCUCUCAGCUACCUCCACGAGCCCGCCGUGCUCCACAACCUUAAAGUCCGCUUCAUCGACUCCAAACUCAUCUACACCUACUGCGGAAUCGUUCUUGUUGCCAUCAACCCUUAUGAGACACUGCCAAUCUACGGCAGUGAAAUCAUCAAUGCCUACAGCGGGCAGAACAUGGGAGACAUGGACCCUCAUAUCUUUGCUGUGGCAGAGGAGGCUUACAAACAGAUGGCAAGGGAUGAGAGGAACCAGUCGAUUAUCGUGAGUGGAGAGUCCGGAGCAGGAAAGACUGUCUCAGCCAAAUAUGCCAUGAGGUAUUUCGCUACCGUCAGUGGUUCUGCCAGCGAGGCCAACAUAGAAGAGAAAGUUUUAGCAUCCAACCCCAUCAUGGAGGCCAUCGGAAACGCAAAGACCACACGGAACGACAACAGCAGCCGCUUUGGCAAAUACAUCGAGAUCGGCUUCGACAAUCGAUACCGCAUCAUCGGGGCCAACAUGAGAACAUAUCUGCUGGAGAAAUCCAGAGUGGUGUUCCAGGCGGACGAGGAGAGGAAUUACCACAUCUUCUAUCAACUCUGUGCAUCGGCUAAUCUGUCUGAGUUCAAGAAUCUGAGGCUAAGCAGCGCAAACGACUUCCUCUACACCAGGCAGGGUCGCAGCCCUGUUAUCGAAGGUGUAGAUGACGCCAAAGAGCUUUGCACGACUCGCCACGCCUUCACGCUUCUGGGUAUAAACGAGUCCUAUCAGAUCGGCUUGUUCCAGGUUCUGGCUGCUAUUCUUCACCUAGGAAAUGUGGAGAUAAAAGACAGAGAUUCAGACAGCAGCAUUAUUGCUCCCAACAAUCGGCAUCUGACGGCGUUCUGUGAGCUGGUGGGCGUGACCUAUCAGGACAUGUCCCAUUGGCUGUGCCACAGGAAGCUGAAGACGGCCACGGAGACUUACAUCAAGCCCCUCCCCCGCCUUCAGGCCACCAACGCUCGCGAUGCUCUAUCCAAACAUAUCUACGCCAAGCUGUUCAACUGGAUCGUGGAACACGUAAACAAGGCUCUGGUCACCAACGUUAAGCAACACUCUUUCAUCGGAGUCCUCGACAUCUAUGGGUUUGAAACAUUUGAAAUCAACAGCUUUGAGCAGUUCUGCAUCAACUACGCUAAUGAAAAACUCCAGCAGCAAUUCAACAUGCAUGUGUUCAAGCUGGAGCAGGAGGAAUAUAUGAAGGAGCAGAUCCCCUGGACGCUGAUCGACUUUUACGACAAUCAGCCCUGCAUCAACCUCAUAGAGGCUAAGAUGGGCAUCCUGGACCUGCUGGACGAGGAGUGCAAGAUGCCCAAGGGUUCGGAUGAUUCCUGGGCUCAGAAACUCUACAACACUCACCUGAAGACCUGCUCCCUGUUUGAGAAGCCACGCAUGUCCAACCGCGCCUUCAUUAUCCAACAUUUUGCUGAUAAGGUAGAGUACCAGUGUGAGGGUUUCCUGGAGAAGAACAAGGACACAGUGAAUGAAGAACAGAUCAAUGUGCUGAAGGCCAGCAAGUUCGACCUGCUGGUGGAGCUGUUCCAGGACGAGGAGAAGGCAACCACCCCGACUGGUCAGGUUCCCGGUACCGGGGGCCGGACCCGGCUUAGCAUCAAACCGGACAAAGGCCGAGACAAGAGCAGCAAAGAGCACAAGAAGACUGUAGGCUGUCAGUUCCGAAACUCUCUCCAAAUGCUGAUGGAGACUUUGAACGCAACCACUCCACAUUACGUCCGCUGCAUCAAACCAAACGACUUCAAGUUGGCCUUCUCGUUUGAUCCUAAGCGAGCAGUGCAGCAGCUCAGAGCCUGUGGUGUUCUGGAAACCAUCCGCAUCUCUGCAGCCGGCUUCCCAUCCAGGUGGACGUACCAGGAGUUCUUCAGCCGUUACAGAGUGCUGAUGAAGCAGAAGGAUGUGCUCCAUGAUAAGAAGCUGACCUGCAAAAACGUUCUGGAGAAAUUAGUUCAGGAUCAGGACAAGUACCAGUUUGGUAAGACUAAAAUCUUCUUCAGGGCCGGCCAGGUGGCUUAUCUGGAAAAACUGCGAGCGGACAAGCUGCGCGCCGCCUGCAUCCGCAUCCAGAAGACCAUCCGCUGCUGGUUGGCUCGCAAGAAGUUCCUUCGCCAGCGCGCCGCCGCCAUCACCAUUCAGAGGUUCACCAGAGGAUACCAGGCCCGCUGCUUGGCGAAGUUCAUGCGCCGCACCCAGGCCGCCACCGUCAUCCAGAAGUACCAGAGGAUGUGUGUGGAGAGGAAGCGCUACAGACAGAAGCAGGCUGCUGCUCUGGCCAUGCAGACAAUCCUCAGAGCGUACAUGGCCCGACAGAAGUACCAGGCGCUGCUGCGGGAGCAUAAGGCCAUAAUCAUUCAGAAGCACGUCCGCGGCUGGCUGGCCAGGUGCUGGUACAAGCGCUGCCUGGAGGCCAUCGUCUACCUGCAGUGCUGCAUCCGCAGGAUGAGAGCCAAGCGAGAGCUGAAGAAGCUGAAGAUUGAGGCCCGAUCAGUGGAGCACUUCAAGAAGCUCAACAAAGGCAUGGAGAACAAAAUCAUGCAGCUGCAGAGAAAGAUCGACGAGCAGCAUAAGGACAACCGGUUAAUAAGCGAGAAAUUGGUCACUCUGGAGAGUUCCUACGCAUCGGAGAGCGAGCGCAUGCGCAGGGAGCUGAGCCGGCUGCGCGGGGCGGAGGAGGACGCCAAGAACAAAGCCAACCAGGUGUCGUCUCUGCUGGAGGAGCUGGAGAGGCUAAAGAAGGAGCUGAGCGUCACCCAGCAGGAGAAGACGACCAUCGAGGACUGGGCACACAAGUACAGGGACGAAAUGGAAAAGAUGGUGUCCGAGCUGAAAGAUCAGAAUGGACUGCUGAAGAAGGAGAAAGACGACCUGAACAGGAGGAUCCAGGAGCAGGGUCAGCAGAUGACGGAGAAAAUGACUCGUGCGAUCGCACAGGAGACUCAGCAGCUGGAGACGGAUCUGAACGAGGAGCGCUCUCGCUACCAGAACCUGCUGACAGAACACCUUCGCCUGGAGGAGAAAUACGAGGACCUGAAGGAGGAGUUUGCUCACUCCUCGAACGUCUCCAAACCCGGCCACAGGAGAACAGACUCCACCCACAGCAGCAACGAAUCAGAGUACACCUACAACUCGGAGUACGCCGAAUCGGAAGAGGGUCACCGUGCCGGCGAUGACGUGACGAGGGGGAUGGAUACCUCACUGACUCUAAAGCUGCAGAAACGGGUUACAGAGCUGGAGCAGGAAAAGCAGUCGCUGCGCAACGAACUGGAAAACAAAGAGGACCAGUUCCAGCGGGCUAGAGCCAGGGAUGAUGCACAGUUUAGAAAGGCCCGUGGAGCAGAGCUGGAGUAUGAGUCCCUGAAACGUCAGGAGCUGGAGUCUGAGAACAAGAAGCUGAGACACGACCUGGCAGAGAUGAGGCAAAGCCUGCUCGCUGACGCAGCCACAGGUGCCGGGGCACCGGGCUCGCCGGCUUACAAGGUGCUCCUGGACCAGCUGAACGCUUCCUGCGAGGAGCUGGAGGUCCGCAAGGAAGAGGUGCUGAUCCUUCGUUCCCAGCUGGUCAGCCAGAAGGAGGCCUUGCACCACAAGGAUGAGAAGGAGACGAUGACGGAGCCUUCAGUGUUCGCUCAAGAUGUGAACAAACUGAAGGACACAGACGAGUUAAAGCAGGCCUACAUCGGCCUCAAAGACACCAACAGAUCUCCCAGGUCAAUGCUCCCGGUGGUGGAGGUACAGGAUCUCCUGAGUAGGCUGAGAUCCGCUGCUCCAGACCUACAUAAACUGAAUGAGGACGGGGAGCUCUGGCUGGUUAAUCAGGGCUUAAAGGAAACCAUCAGGUUACUGGAGCAGCAGCUUCAGACCCAGCGGCGAACGUACGACAGCGAGGUGGAGUCGCUGCGCGGCGAGCUGCAGAACGUGAAAGAGGAGAACAACCGGCAGCAGCAGCUGCUGGCCCAAAACCUCCAGCUGCCUCCGGAGGCCCGAAUCGAAGCCAGCCUGCAGCAUGAGAUCACCCGGCUCACCAACGAGAACCUGGAAAUCAUGGCCGACGACCCUACCGCAUCCAGAGAGGCUCGAGUCAUCAUUUUACGACGGAUGGUUGAUCUGAUGGAGCAGCUGGAGAAGCAGGAUCGAACCAUUCGCAAACUCAAGAAGCAGCUGAAGGUUUAUUCCAAGAGGAUCGGAGAGAUGGGCGCGGGUCAAACGGAAGGACAGACGUCUCCGGGACAGAUGGUGGAGGAGCCCAUCCAUCCUGUUAACAUUCCCCGCAGGGAGAAGGACUUCCAGGGAAUGUUGGAGUACAAGAAGGAGGAUGAAAUGAAGCUGGUUAAGAACCUAAUUCUGGAACUGAAACCUCGCGGCGUGGCUGUAAAUCUGAUCCCAGGUCUGCCAGCCUACAUCCUGUUCAUGUGUCUGAGACACGCAGACUACGUCAACGAUGACCAGAAAGUUCGCACUCUGCUCACGUCAACCAUUAACAGCAUCAAGAAGAUCCUCAAGAAACGUGGAGAUGACUUUGAGACGGUCUCGUUCUGGUUGGCCAACACCUGCCGCUUCCUGCACUGUCUGAAACAAUACAGCGGAGAGCAGGCUUUUAUGAAGCACAACUCGGUGAGGCAGAAUGAGCAUUGUCUGUCCAACUUUGACCUGGCAGAGUACAGGCAGGUGAUCAGUGACCUGGCCAUUCAGAUCUACCAGCAGCUGGUUAAAUGCAUGGAGAACAUCCUCCAGCCAAUGAUAGUAUGUGGGAUGCUGGAACAUGAGACCAUCCAGGGCGUGUCCGGAGUGAAGCCCACAGGCCUCCGUAAGCGAACGUCCAGUAUCGCCGACGAAGGCACCUACACCCUGGACUCCAUCGUGCGGCAGCUCAGCGCCUUCCACUCCACCGUGUGUCAGCACGGCACCGACCCCGAGCUCAUCAAGCAGGUGGUGAAGCAGCUGUUCUACAUCAUCGGUGCCGUCACCCUAAACAACCUGCUGCUGCGCAAGGACAUGUGCUCCUGGAGCAAAGGCAUGCAGAUCAGGUACAACGUGAGCCAGCUGGAGGAGUGGCUAAGAGACAAAGGCUUGAUGAACUGCGGAGCCAAAGAGACCCUGGAGCCUCUGAUCCAGGCUGCUCAGCUGCUGCAAGUGAAGAAGAAGACGGACGAAGACGCAGAGGCCAUCUGCACCAUGUGUCACGCUCUCACCACUGCUCAGAUUGUGAAGGUCUUGAACCUCUACACUCCCGUUAAUGAGUUUGAGGAGAGAGUUUCUGUGGCUUUCAUACGAACCAUCCAGACCCGUUUGCGAGACCGCUUUGAGAGUCCUCAGCUCUUAAUGGACACCAAAAUGAUUUACCCAGUCACCUUCCCAUUUAACCCAUCCUCCCUCGCCCUGGAAACCAUCCAGAUCCCCACCUCUCUGAACCUGGGCUUCCUCACCAGAGUCUAAGCUAAGCCCAAACCCUGCAGCUGCCACCUAUAAGAUCGUCCACAUUUUCUUUUAUAGUGCUCUGAUACAAUAUGAAUAAACAUUUCUGUCCAAAAGCUGAAGUGCUCACACAUCUUUAUCACUUUCUAGAUAAGCGUUAUCUUCUCCAGCACACUGCUCGCCCCCAUAGGCUCUGUUAAACGCUUGUAGAAACAUCUGCCGCUAAAGAAGCCAUAAGAUCCAGUCAGUUAAUCUGCAUCAGCAUCCAUCUCAUCCUUCCUCUGUGUUUCCUCUCAUCAUUAAGGUAGCUAUCUUUCAGCAAUGAGAUAUUUAGCAAGUCAUCAAUUACUGUGACACGAUGAUGCAAAAACAGGUGAGUUUUACCGGUUUUAAUCCGCCUCUGAGCACCAGAGUCAGGCCAAAACAGUAAUAUGUUAUUUUAAGCAUAAAUAAAUCUUUAUGAAAAUAAAUAAUAUAUAUAUAUAUCCUGUAUUUUAUUUAUUGAACUUUUGUUGCCAGCCUCCCCUUUUGUUUUUUUUAGGAUUACUGGCAUUUCAGAACAAAAAUAAAACAGAGACCAUCAGGACAAGCUAAACGGCUUAGCGUUAGCUUCACUGACAGACAGAAUAUUUAUGUCAUAACUGGUAUGUUAUAUAGUUUAAGGGUACAGCACUGAUUUUAAAGCGUUAUGUCUUGAACGUAGAUAUUUAAUGUGUUUCUGGCAGAGGAGCAUCUAUAGAGAACCCAUUAAGGCUACGAUGAGGUCUACUGUUUACAGCUUUGACCAGAACCAAGGAAAUAAACCAUGGACAGUUAUCUACGGAGGGCCUGAGGGGCCACAAUGUAAAUAAAAAGGUUAUUUAAAAAGUUUAUAUAUUUUAGAGAUAUUUCAUUCAUUCUUAGGUUUUUCCCAAUUGCUACAAAAUGCAAAAUCAGAUUAUUAAAAGUGAAAUUUCUUAAUUAUUUGUUAAUUAUUAUUAUUCAGGGCAGUACUUGCUUUGCUCACUGGAUUUUAAGUAGAAAAAAAAUCUGCAGAAA
Cyprinodon tularosa is the source of this 6829-nucleotide messenger RNA. RefSeq names its product myosin VAa (gene myo5aa). The transcript has 43 exons. The coding region runs from base 125 to 5812 and encodes 1895 amino acids. NCBI's taxonomy places the organism in Eukaryota, Metazoa, Chordata, Actinopteri, Cyprinodontiformes, Cyprinodontidae. Gene Ontology annotation, cellular component: cytoplasm; actin cytoskeleton; myosin complex. Gene Ontology annotation, molecular function: microfilament motor activity; actin filament binding; ATP binding. Gene Ontology annotation, biological process: actin filament organization; vesicle transport along actin filament. The record is from RefSeq and is a predicted model, not a curated record.